AUGCAUUUGAGUGAAGAUUUCUUGAGAGAUUUUGACGACGAAACUUCAUUUAAUCGAGCAUUGCUCGAAAUCGAACAAAUAUUCAUUGCCCACAAUGUGACAUGUGCAGCGCUUGGGUUGCCAACACCGUUGGCCGUGCAAGAUGUGAAUAAUGUCGACACAUUCGAUCCGUUUGAAGCGCAGUUUUUAUAUGAAGAACUAUACCAAAGUGCUAAUGUUGAACAGCGUAACAUAAUUGACCGUGUCAUUCGUGAAGUAACGCACCGUGACACUGGCUCAAAUGUAUUUUGCCUAACUGCCCACGCAGGUUGUGGAAAAACCUUUACGCAAACCGCUAUAAUUCAUAGAUUGCAUUCACUUAAUCUUCGUUGCAUUGCAACUGCUUUUAGUGGCAUUGCCUCUACUCUGUUGAUUGGUGGUAGGACAUUGCACAAUGCAUUUAAACUACCAAUACCUAUAUUGGAUACUUCAGUGGCCAAUGUCGUUCCAAACAGUGUUCACGGUCGAUACAUAAAUCAUGCCUCACUAAUUCUUAUCGAUGAAAUUUCAAUGUGCCCACUUCAAGUUUUAAAAAUAAUUGAUAGGUUAUUAAGAGAUUUGUGUGAGAGCACAGAGGAUAAAAACAAACUCUUUGCAGGCAAAACAAUACUAUUGUGCGGUGAUUUUAGACAAAUACUUCCAGUCAUUCCACACGGUUCGCGUGCGACGUUAAUUGAAAAUUGUGUUACCAGUUGGGAUGCAUUUGCAUCUUUUCAUAAGGUUACAUUAACACAAAAUAUGAGGGCAUUGCCUGAUGAAAUAGCGUUUGUCGAGUUUUUAAAAAAAAUUGGUAAUGGAGAAGCUACACAGUAUCCACAAUUUGGAGAUAACACAGUUGAAAUUCCGCCAGAAUUAGUUGGUGAAUUGAAAAAUAUCAUUCCUGAGAUUUAUGGUAAUAUUUCUGAAAACAUUCUCUCAGAACGUAUUAUUAGUUCUGUGGUUUUGGCACCAACUAAUGAUGACUGCUCAUUAAUUAAUACUGAUGUGCUUCAGAGAUUACCAGGUGAAGAGAAAGAAUCUAAAUACUUCUCAGGCUUUAGUGAACGGCACAAGAAUGAGAGUUAA
Molecule: messenger RNA, 1104 nt
Organism: Sitodiplosis mosellana (orange wheat blossom midge)
Lineage: Eukaryota; Metazoa; Arthropoda; Insecta; Diptera; Cecidomyiidae
Product: ATP-dependent DNA helicase PIF1-like
Exons: 2
Coding region: 1-1104 (367 amino acids)
Biological process (GO): DNA repair; telomere maintenance
Molecular function (GO): DNA helicase activity
Source: RefSeq, a predicted model, not a curated record